AUGACGAGUCGCGCCAGUCCAGCGGGCGCGCCCGUCGCCGGAGCGGGAACCGUCGUGAUUGAGACCCACGGCUGCAAACUGAACCAGGCGGACAGCGCGAUCCUCGCGCGAGAGUUCGCCAACGCCGGCUACAGGUUGGUGGACCGACGCCGCGACGCCGACAUCAUCGUAAUAAAUACCUGCACGGUGACCUCCACGGCGGACUCAAAGGCACGCCAGGCCCUGCGCGCGGCCCACCGGGCAAACCCGCAAGCGGUGGUCGUCGCGGCCGGGUGUUACCCGGAACGGGCUGCCGACGACCUGCGCCGUAUCCCCGAAGUGUCGUUGGUGGUGGGCAACCGCACCAAACCGGACCUGGUGGCGAUGGCUACCGCGGAGAGCGCAAAGCGACGGGGAACCCCAGCCCAGUCUCGGGCAUACGGCGACGACAACGCCCAGGCGGGCAUCCUGCGCCGUAGCCGGGCGAUGGUCAAGAUACAGGAGGGGUGCGACCAGAUUUGCGCGUAUUGCAUCGUACCAAAGGUUCGGGGUCGGGAACGCAGCGUCCCGCCUGCCGAAAUAGUCGCAGCAAUCCGGUCGAAUCUGGCCGCCGGUUUCAAGGAAAUCACCCUGACGGGCACGCAACUGGGCACUUAUGGGUUCGAUCUGGACGGCGCAGACCUACCCGGCCUGCUCGACCGCAUAUUGGGCGAAACCGAACUUAGGCGGUUGCGGGUUUCAUCGCUACAGGCCCAUGAAAUCAGUUCGGAUUUGCUGAAGCGGUGGGACGAUCCCCGUCUGUGCCCACACUUCCAUGUGCCACUGCAAAGCGGCAGCGAUUCCGUGCUCAAAGGAAUGCGGCGCCGGUACGAUACCGCCUCUUUUCGAAAAGCCGUAAUGACGAUCCGGGAGCGUGUGGCCGAUGCGGCAAUUACCACGGACCUGAUCGCCGGAUUCCCGGGGGAAACGGAAGAAGACCACGCGGCCGGCCUGGCGUUGGUCGGCGAGAUCGAGUUCGCGGACGCGCACGUGUUCCCUUAUUCGCAGCGUCCUGGAACGUCGGCUCACUAUAUGCAGGAUCAGGUAACACCGACCGAGAAGCGCCGGCGUGCCCAAGAGCUAUCUGCCAUAGCCGAAGUCGGGUUCGAACGGUUCCGUGCUCAAAUGAAGGGCAAAGUCCGGCCGGUAUUGUGGGAAACCGCCAGGCCGCUUGGGAAUGGCGCAAUGCUCUGGAGCGGGCUCACCGACAACUAUGUGCGCGCGUGUACAGAAAGCAACACGGAGUUGGAAAACAGCAUAUCCCAGGCUCGGCUCGGGGAUUUGCACGGCAAAGCGCUGCGAGCCAUAGUGCUGGAAGGUUGA
Messenger RNA from Geodia barretti, 1341 nucleotides. The record is from the annotation of a GenBank genome assembly. NCBI's taxonomy places the organism in Eukaryota, Metazoa, Porifera, Demospongiae, Tetractinellida, Geodiidae.